Messenger RNA from Exaiptasia diaphana, 1574 nucleotides. Its product is annotated as F-box/LRR-repeat protein 20. NCBI's taxonomy places the organism in Eukaryota, Metazoa, Cnidaria, Anthozoa, Actiniaria, Aiptasiidae. Gene Ontology annotation, molecular function: protein binding. Gene Ontology annotation, cellular component: SCF ubiquitin ligase complex. Bases 178 to 1461 code for a protein of 427 amino acids. Gene Ontology annotation, biological process: positive regulation of protein ubiquitination; SCF-dependent proteasomal ubiquitin-dependent protein catabolic process. The record is from RefSeq and is a predicted model, not a curated record. The transcript has a single exon.
AUUCAGAAGGAUGAAUUACCCAAUGGAGACACAAGCAUCCAACUGCAUGACAGCACAAACACUACAAGAGAGAAAAAUCAGACGACAGAUGAAACUAGAGCGACUUAUUGGGACAAUAAUAGCUACUUUACCGACAAAGUCGACAGGAGAAAUCACUCUUCUCCCCCUUCGCCGCCUAUGAUACACAAAUACUCGAAUGCUUACGAGGAAUAUCUUGCGGCUCUUAAAAAAACUAGUCCGGAAAAAUUUACACACGUUACUGCGCUACCAGAGACGAUUCUUCUCAAAAUCUUUUCGUACUUAACAGAAGAACAAGUAUGUAACAUGGCUCGAGUUUGCCAAGAAUGGAGGCGUGUAGCGUACGARAGUUCACUAUGGAGAGAGGUCGAUCUUCGACGAUUCCAUACCUUGUUGGACGAGAACGGUCUCGCAAGGUUAAUUCGAACCCGUAUGACUCCAUUGCUUUAUAAAAUCAAUCUAGGGGGUCUCAGUUUGACUCCAAGAGUGUUCCACGUUCUUGCUUCAGAUUGCCCAAAGCUGAAAAUUCUGUCUCUGGAAUCUGUGACUUUUUUGGAGAAGUUCAGCUCAGCGGAGAAGAGCUUCCCUUCUGGAUUAGGAACACUCGACUUGAGACAUAGUUCAGGGGACACGAGUGCGUUCACCGCAAUAGCAAAGACGCUGGAUGGUAUUGAACAUCUUGGAAUAAGCGACCAAUUUAUUACGAGUUUGCUGUUCGCAAACGAUUUUGACCCGCUGAUGUUAAAGCUAUGGAAUGUUAAAGUGCUUGAGUUCAGUUACUGCACAGCAUUAACGGACUCGAUGCUGGGGUUUUUCGUGRUAAGAUGUCCUUUAUUGAAAUCGCUUUGUCUUAGACGCUGUAAUACAAUUCAUGGUAAUUCACUUUCGGUUUUGAUCGACGCAUGCCCUCGCCUUACAUCCCUGGUGCURGAUGGUACGGCUGUAACUGAUACUGUCCUCAGAAUCACUGACUGGAGCAAAUCGUCCAUAACGGAACUUGAUCUUUCUUGGUGUCGUCACCUAAGCCAYGAAGGCUUAAAAGCAAUACUUAGUCGUCUUCCCAASCUUCGAUACUUAAGACUGUGUUGUGUGGGAUACGGACAUGCGGUAACAGACGAAGUCCUGGAAUCGAUGGCCGAAGCUGGUACAUAUGACGACUUACAGAUAAUCGAUGCUAGUUAUAGUAGCCUUAUUACCGAUGAAGGGCUUAGUCGAUUUAUCGAGGUCUGCCGGGGGUUGUUGUAUCUUAGAAUCAACCACUGUCGGUCGACCACUCCKAGGUUAAUGGAUUUGUUACCUGGRGAUGCAAAAGUAUUUGUCGUGGCCAACUUUCCUAUCGAUAGCGAAGUGUCGUUUAAUCGAGAGCUUCUUAAAUACACUUACUGGCCGACACCAAUUUUUAUGAGAAACUUUGGUUUAGAUGUACAGAUGGGUUGGAAAUGAUUYMAUGUCGAACAACGUCGAAACCGACAGAUUAUCGAAACCGAUUUUGUCAUAACAGCUAGCUCGAAAAUCUGCACUGCAUAUUGUUCCUUUGGRAUUUUUGCAKGCUUAAC